This is a messenger RNA of Fusarium keratoplasticum, 2190 nucleotides long. Its product is annotated as ATPase-AAA-core domain-containing protein. The record is from RefSeq and is a predicted model, not a curated record. NCBI's taxonomy places the organism in Eukaryota, Fungi, Ascomycota, Sordariomycetes, Hypocreales, Nectriaceae. The coding region runs from base 1 to 2190 and encodes 729 amino acids. The transcript has 6 exons. Gene Ontology annotation, molecular function: ATP hydrolysis activity; ATP binding.
AUGUCUCUCGAGGUAUAUCAAAAACACGGCAUCUGCUCCGACGACAAAAGUACUUCUUCACCCUCGACGGUAGCCGGGGAUCUUGAGGAGGUAGCACAAUUCACCCACAAAGGCUUCAAAGACGUCACCGUCAUCAAGACGCCGACUCCCUUUGGGACGGAGGAAGAGUUGGGUCCCACCUCCGAAUACCUCCCCCAAGCUCCCAAGGCAAGCAAGCGGGCCCUCCGCAAGUUUGACCGUUUCUCCGUCCUCGUCCGCAGGAUCGUCAAUCGCCAUGGCGAUAGGGACAUGCUUACGGGCACCGAGCUGUGCAUUCAGUCCCCAACACUCUGCGACAUCUUUCGAAGCAUCGUCGUCGACACACACGCAAGCUUUGACAUCACCUCCACUCCCAUCGUCAUGCCAGCACCUUUCUACGAAUUGUUCUUCCGACGAAAGGAGAUCGAGGCGUAUGUGAACGGAAGCGAGAAAGAGGAGAGCCGCGCCGAGGUCAAGCUGCUGCAUGACUUCUUUCGCAACGACAAACUGACCAUCAACAACAUUGCGGAAUACGAGUCGAUGAUUGCCCAGGGCAAAGUCAACGACAAGACGCUGUGGACCCUGUAUCCACCCAACGAGCUGCUGUUUCUCAACACUGGGGGGGAUCCUGAGUGCUGGCUCUGCCGUGAUGUUCUGGCUGAUCCCAAUAACCCAACCCGCUGGUGGGUCACUGGUGCACGGCUCGACUUCAACGGCCAUGAACUGGGGCUCACGAAUCGAAGAUGCGCCAUCUCCUUUGCUGGAAGGGUCGAUAGGAGCAUGGACAUCUCCGAGCUGCCUCUGGUGCCGAAGCGCUACUUUGACCGGGCCGCCCAAGUCACGGAUGAGAUCGUCAAGAGAGGUCAGGUCUACCGGGACAUCAUGGGUUGCGAUCUGAACGGCCACGCAUACCGCCAUUAUAAAGGACCCGUGUGGAGUAACGAUAGAGUUGAUGCCUCUGCCAGGGGCGUGACCAAUGAGCGUGUUGUCGUCGACUAUAAAGCAUUCUUGGACUCGAGUCCCUCUCAGGCAUCUUGCCUUGAGAACCUCGGAAAAGGAUCGCCAUCGUCAGGCUCCGACUCCGACUCCGACUCCGACUCUGACUCCGACUCUCCUACAGCCAAAUCUAGUGGCCCUGAUGACGGAGAGAAAGACGCAUUUGUCGCUCUGCUUAAGAAAAUCCCAGAAAGACGCGGCGUGAGCACCAUGGAAGACCUGCUCCUUCUCAGCCCGCCCCGCAUGCCGGCUUAUGGGCUGAAAUCGAAGAAAUGGGGUUGGGUCCUGAUCGAAAACCUUACGCCCGUCGAGGCGAGCGAGGUCCCCUUCCAAUCUUUGCAAGCCGAUCCGACAACGAAGUCGCUGGUCAGAUCCCUCGUCAUGGGCCAUCAGAACGGUGGGCUGGAUGACGACUUUGAUGAUGUUGUCAGGAAUAAGGGAAAGGGUCUUGUGAUGAUGCUGCACGGAAAACCGGGCAUAGGCAAGACCCUUACAGCAGAGGGCAUCGCGGAGCUGAACGGCUCUCCACUAUACAGCGUCUCAGGCGGUGAACUAAGCGUCGAUGUUACGAGAGUGGAGGAAAAGUUGACAUCGGUCUUCGAACUUGGCAAGAGAUGGAAGGCCAUCAUACUCCUAGACGAAGCAGACGUGGUCAUGACCAAGAGAAGCUCCUCAGAGCUCGAGAGAAACGCAAUUGUCGCGGGUGAGCUUCCUCCACACUGCGCUGGCAUACUCUUCCUCACAACGAACCGCCAGGACCAAUUCGACGAGGCGUUUCAGAGUCGGAUACACCUCACCAUCAAGCUGCCCGAUCUGGGCCCUAAGGAACGGCAGGGCAUUUGGGAGGCCCUUGUGCGUUUCAAUGGCAAGGUGACGGACGAAACGAGCUGGACGCCCCAUAUGUUUGAGAUCUUGGGCAGGUUGGAGGUGAAUGGACGACUGAUCAAGAACCUGUUGAGGACGGCCACCUACCAUGCAAGAUCGACCAAGAGAGAUAACCCGCUAUGCCCGAGCCACCUCUGUGAGGUCAUCAAGGUGGAGCUCUCGAACCACAAGAAUAUUGAAGAGGUGUUGUCAGAGCUGGAGAUGUUGAUCGCGCAGCCGAGGCCAGGGGUGAAACAGGUGAACGGGAUGCCCAGAAUGUCAAAAGCCCCAUCUGCUCUGACAUCAGCUUGA